CAGUCUCAUUAUUACUUUAUUUUUGGUGAGACUGGGUCUCUCUGUCUUGUCUGGAAGUGUAGCUGCCCCUCAGCUGCUGAUCAGCGUGGAAGCUUUGACCUGUUCUAUUUCUGACCUAGACUAGUUCUGCACUUUUUGGGCAACCAACUGGCCCCCUGUUCUUUUGGGGUGAGGGUGGGGUGGUUCACCAUAUUGGUACUGGACUUAGUUUGGCCACCCAAUUGGCUUUAGCUCUACUUUAGCUCAGAACUCCUUAACUCAAGCAAUCCACCAGUCUUAGCCUCCCUGGCAGCAGGGAUUGUAAGACAUGCAUACCCAUGCCUGACCCUUUCUAAUUCUUAAACAUUGUCCUUUGAAUGGGCUGGAUAUUCUAGGAUAGCCAUCUUGAAACCGUCUACUUUCAGGGAUGAGUUAGGGCCAUGCCUAGGUUAUAAAUUUGAUUCCUUUUAUUAGCCCUAAAUUAAAAAAUUCUAAUUUAAAAAGAGAGAAAAUGUCAAAAUCUUGGGGCGGAGUUUGGUAUGAAUAGCCUUCUGGCAGUAUGUUGGUUUCACUUCUCUUUCUCUAAAUGUGGCUUUGCAACUGUGGCCACAAAGUUAAUGUGAACUGCAUGGUCCCCAAUAUCUGUGCUCUAAAGCAAAGCAGACAGAACCAGUUACGGUGUUUCUUGGUGCUGAAGAGUGAAAAAUGAAUUUUCUCUUCAGUGACAUCUGACCCUGUGUAUACCUGCCCAGGCAAGGUUGAAUUUACAGACAGAGGCAAGAGUACCAGCUGCAUCAAAUGGCAGAGGCCGAGGACUUUGUCAGCCAGGAGCCACAUUUAGCUCUAUUCAAAGGAUCACCAAGAAAGAGGAGAAGAUUAGAUCAGAAGUGCCGAGUGUUUCCUCCAGCAGAACAAAGUGCUCUUAAGGAGUAUGAAAAGCUGGAGUUAAGAACAAGGAGGGUUCUGAGUAACACUUACCAGAAAUUUAUCCAAUCUGCUUUCCUGGAGGAUGGCAUCCCUGGUGGGGUCAAGUAUCUCAUAAACCGACUUCUUGCUCUGAUUGAAAAACCAUCCUUGGACCCCAUCUACAUUGGACUCUUUGGAGCAACUGGAGCAGGCAAGAGUUCCCUGCUUAAUGCCAUCAUCCAUCAAGCAAUGUUUCUACCCGUGUCAGAAGAGAGUGUCUGCACAUCCUGCAUAGUCCAAGUGAGCUCCGGCAGCUGUGAACAGUACGAGGCCAAAAUCCAUCUUCUUUCUGACCAAGAGUGGAAGGAGGAGCUGCGGAACCUCACUGAACUCUUGCAAAGGCCAGAGGAGGAGGACGGGGAAGAGGAGUCUUGGGACAGAGAUAAUGCAGUGGAGGAAGCCACUUGGAAACUGCAAGUGCUCUAUGGAAAUGGAGCAGAAUGCAAGAGCUGUGAGGAGUUAUUGAGGGCAAAGCCCCGAGCAAAGAUCCCUGCCUCCAGAAUCAUCACCCUCAAGGGAGAAGAGGCAAAUGAGCUCUCUGUAAAACUGGACCCUUACAUCCGGACUCAGAUGAGGAAUACAGAUGGGGGGCCAGUUAGGACCCAAAUCUGGCCCUUGAUCAAAUAUGUAGAAGUGACUUUGCCCAGGUCGGGGGUGCUUCCGGAAGGUGUGGUGCUCGUAGACAUACCUGGAACAGGCGACUUUAAUAGCAAAAGAGAUGAAAUGUGGAAAAGGACCAUCGAUAAGUGUUCUGUGAUCUGGGUGAUUAGUGACAUUGAGAAGAUUUCUGGGGGGAAAAUCCACGAAGAGCUUCUCUGUGAAAGUAUCAAAGCUUGUCAGCGGGGAGUCUGCCAAGAUAUUGCCCUGGUGGUCACAAAGUGUGAUAAACUCUAUCUGCCAGAUUACUUAAGGGAAAGAAAAGGGGAAAAUCGGGUGAUCGAAAGUCAGCGCGAAGCAAUUUUAGAAAGAAAUGAAGCUGUGAAUCUGCAAAAGAACAGGAUUCUCAAGGAAAAGUUGAAGAGAAAACUGCCUACUGAUUCCAAGGUUCUAGAAGCUUCAGAUCUGGUAUACACAGUCAGUGCUCAGGAGUAUUGGCGGCAGGAGUUACUCAACGAAGAAGAAACAGAAAUCUCAAAAUUAAGAGACUAUAUCAGGAAAAAGUUUCUGGAGAAGAAGAGGAAGAAUGUGACUGAGUAUGUUACAGAGGCUUUUGGAAUCCUGUUACUCACAGACACUUUUAACUCUCAGGAUGGUCUGACGAAUGAAUACCUUCACUUGAGCAGCCUUCGGAGAUUUGUGGAAGAGAGAAUACAGUUGCUGGAGAGGGAUGUGGACCAGUGCUUUACCCAGGUAGAACAGCCUCUUCAGGAAGGGGUGAGAGAUGCAAGAAAUUCUUGCCGGAGAAUCCUCAAUGGAUGUCUAACCAGAAGCAAGGGAAAUCAAGGUUUCUACCAGACUUUGAAAGCUGUUUGUCUGAAAGAUGGUAUCUACGCCUCCAGGACACUUGCCAGAAUAGACCUGAAUGAAGCCAUCACUCAGCCUAUUUAUGACAGAGUGGACCCUGUUUUUGGAAACAUUUUCAGGACUGGGAAGGACACCGGUUCUGCACUGAUCCUUCACAUAGACACUUUCAAGCACUCUCUCCAGGAGAAAAUGACAGAAGUGGUAAUAAAAAGAGGGUGGAAAUCUGACAGCUGCAAGCAUAAUUUUCUGAUCCAGGAGAUAAAUGCUAUCUUGGGAGGCCUGGAAGGACACAUCCUCAGAAGAAAGAAGAGGAUCUAUGAGUCUCUCUGCAACUCUGUUCAGAAUGAUCUGAAGCCGUAUUAUGAAGAGGCAGCUCAUAUAACUGGCAAGAAAGCCUGUGAGCGAACGAAAGAUGCCAUCCGAAGAGGUGUAGACAGACAAGUGGCUGAGGGUUUAUUUGAAAGGGCCCAAGAAAGGAUGAAGAGUCAAUUCCAGCAAUUGAAGAAUGGAAUCAUAGAAAAAGUGAAGGGAAGUGUGUCCACUAUGCUGAUCCUUGCUUCACCCAGGGGAGAAAGCCUCUACAAGGAACUAUCAGAUGUCAAGAGUGAAUACAGAGAAAUGGAAAAAUUGUAUAAGAGCCUGAGAGAAAUUGCAGAGAAUGCGGUGAUGAGGAGGGGAAUGCAAGAGUUUCUCAUGAGAAUGUCACCUAGAAAAGUUGGCUCCCCAAAAAACUCAACUCUUGUCUUUUGUGGUUAGGCUGCAGGAUUUAGAAAUUGACCCUGAAGCAAAAGAAACAUUGAUUUCUGUAUACUGAGAUAUCAGAAUGGAAUUUUCCAGCAUUCCAGUCAAUAUAUCUUUUGGUCAUUGGAAUAAUCUGGGCUGUCUUUGUUCUCUGAUGAACAUGAUUUUGUUUUGAGUCUGUAACUAAACCAGAUGCCUGCAUCCCUGUGGAUAGGGUGCAGCUUUUGGUAUCCACUCUUUGUUCCACCUUUGACAUUGGCAGAUACUUGGAAAAGAAUGAACAAGCAUCAGGGAAAAAGAGGCCGGGUUGUAUGAUAAGAUCGGACUAGCCUAAGAACUGAAGGAGCAGAGUUCUGCUUCUAGCUUUGCCACUGAUUAGCCGAAUCAUCACCUUGGGAACAUCCUCUGUAAACUGAAAAUGCUGAAUUGGCUAACUUAUCCCCAGGAUUCCUUACAGCUCUGACCUACAACUAUCCCCAAAUUCCUCCCUUUUCAAUGCUUUGGUUUCUUCCCCUUCUGUAAAGGGCAUGCAGGGUUUUGAUCUGCCUCACUAACAUGGGUGAGGAGCUUAUGAAGUCCUUUUCCCAUUCAAUCCCUGAAUAAACAAACAUGACUGUG
Vombatus ursinus (common wombat) is the source of this 3768-nucleotide messenger RNA. It is a transcript of the gene NUGGC, whose product is annotated as nuclear GTPase, germinal center associated. Gene Ontology annotation, molecular function: GTPase activity. The transcript is spliced from 19 exons. The coding region runs from base 778 to 3165 and encodes 795 amino acids. The record is from RefSeq and is a predicted model, not a curated record. NCBI's taxonomy places the organism in Eukaryota, Metazoa, Chordata, Mammalia, Diprotodontia, Vombatidae.